AUGGCCGCCAUUCUGCAGAGGCCCACGCCAUUAGCACCAGAAACGCGGACAACAACCCCUCCUCCGCAAUUGACCAUCAACACCUCCCAGCGAGGAACGCCCGCACCCGUGCCCAACAAACAUCUGCCCUUCUGCUCGCCCGGUUCCCGCCCGGCGUCGCGACAGCUCGAUACACCACCCGCCUCCCCACCGUCGCCAUCCAAUCUCAUAGAGACAACCUCCCUCACCCACCCACCCAAUGCCUUCGAAAAGUUGUUCAACGAUCCGCCCGUCUAUUCGAUGACAGCAGCCAAACUCUCCUCAGCGUUGGAUCAUCUGGCAACGCAACCGCUGCCUUCCCCGAAACAAGUCUUCCCCUGGCUGCACGGCCUUCAUGUCGACAACCAGCUGCAACUGGCCUUCUUCCUCGCACGCAAGAAGAGCGUGCGACGCACGCCAAAAUGCGUUCGAGGGCUGACAAUCGUCAAGGCGGGCGGUGAUCUCACGCGUAGCAGAAUCGUUGGCGCAAUUGCUCCCGAGGAGAUUCUCAAGCCGCUACAGGUCUCUAAGAACAAGGUCGUCGAAGAGCCGGAGUUCUUGGAUGCUGAUCCAAGGGAUGGAUUUAGCGUUCGUAACUUCCAGAUUCAGGCCUGCAAGAUGGCGACCGUGAGCGACAUCGUGGUAUAUGGAGACGACAAGACACCGCGAGAACAAGUCAUACGACUUGCGAAGAGAAUCUCCAGGGCGCAGACCAGUUGGCAGAAGAAGACCGAAGGUGGCUGUGGGAGUGUUCGCCCGUUCAACACCUUCAUUCUUUCAGGUGAGUCUGGUCAGUGUGGAUAUCUUCGACAGUGUUACUGACCUAUCCCAGACCAAUAUACGAUCGUCGAGACCGAUCACCCUGAUUUGAUCCAGCUCGACUCGGAAGGGUGCACGACGGGCAAAGUCAUGGACUUUUUCCAACGGGAGCGGCUGGAGAUGUGCUCCAUGUCGGCACCUACUGAGAUUGCGCCCAAUGUCUGGCUUGGUCCAACACCUGACCCAAGCCUAUAUGUAGGCCCGGGUGGGCUCAGCUCCCAAGGCCAGCCCGCUUUCGACCUCUUGAUCGAGUGUAGCGACAUCGCGCAGAUUCCGGAUGUAAAGGCAUUCCGAUUCCUCGAGGACCAAUUCGAGCGGAAAGAUGAUGGUUCGUACGAUGAGAGUAUUGUCCACCAGCUCGAAUUCCCCGGCUCGGGCUCGAUAAUGCCACCUACCUGGUCGCAGACUGAAGUUGAUGGUCUGCUGGCAACGUGCGAGUGGAUCUACACGCACGCCAGCGCCGGACCUGAUGCCAAACAGCGAAGGGAUAGCAAGCUUUCGCUCACACCACCUCGCGACACGGAUGGUGAUAGCCAGAUGCAAGGCUCCGACUUCAAGAUUCAUCCGGGUAGGAAGCUGCUCAUCCACUGCACUGACGGCUACACCGAGUCAUCGCUCCUCGCAUUGGCUUAUUACAUGUACGCCAACUGCGUUCCGGUCCACGAUGCGUGGCUCCAGCUGCAUCUUGAAAAGGGGCGCAACUUCUUUGCAUAUGGCUCGGAUGUCCACCUGUUGCGGGCCAUCGAGCCGCGUAUCCUUCAGUCCUCGCCGAAGCAUUCCGGCAAUCUGAAGCAGCUCUGCCCCAAAGCUCCAGAAUGGCUGGAGAAGAUGGACGGUUCGCUACCCAGUCGUAUCCUCCCGUACAUGUACCUUGGGAAUCUCGGCCAUGCGAACAACCCGGGUUUGCUCAGAGAGCUCGGUAUCGGCCAGAUCCUCAGUGUCGGUGAGCCUGUCAAUUGGUCCAAGGAGACGAUCGACCCUUGGCCGGCGGAGAAUUUGCUCUUUGUCGACAAAGUCCAGGACAAUGGUGUAGACCCCCUGACGGAAGACUUCAGGCGGUGUUUAGAGUUCAUCGGUGAGUAAUCGCAUGUUUGCCUUUACCUAUGGUACUGACCUCUAGGCAGAAAAUGGACGUCAGAAUGGCACGGCAACACUGGUGCACUGCCGAGUCGGCGUAUCCCGCAGCGCAACCAUCUGCAUCGCCGAGGUGAUGAACGAGCUGGGCUUGUCCUUCCCUCGAGCGUACUGUUUCGUUCGAGCGAGGCGCUUGAACGUGAUCAUCCAGCCUCAUCUUCGAUUCUCGUGAGUCGCCCUGCCCGUCAAGCUGGGAUCCGGCGGUUGCUGACAUAUUUCCCUCGCAGCUACGAGCUCCUGAAAUGGGAGGAAAUGCAAUGCCAGAUACGCGGCCAACCGCUCCGCCGCGAACUGGACUGGGCGACGAUUGCCCGUGAGAUUGCGGCCAUGAACAAGCCUUACUCGCGGCAAGGAUAG
Lecanosticta acicola is the source of this 2328-nucleotide messenger RNA. Lineage: Eukaryota; Fungi; Ascomycota; Dothideomycetes; Mycosphaerellales; Mycosphaerellaceae. The record is from the annotation of a GenBank genome assembly.